This is a messenger RNA of Danaus chrysippus (African queen), 2277 nucleotides long. The record is from the annotation of a GenBank genome assembly. Lineage: Eukaryota; Metazoa; Arthropoda; Insecta; Lepidoptera; Nymphalidae.
AUGUACUCCUGCCCGCCUCGCGCCACCUCCACCCGCCGCCCGAGUCCGCCGGUGAAGCCUCCAGCCAAAGUAAUCCUUCACUCCACGGUACAGAGACAUAUUUUCUUCAAAUCCAACCAGCCGGAGUGUUCGUGUGUCUGGUGGUUGUGUUGUGUCCCUCAGCGUGGCGGCGAGGGUCGCUCGUGGCUCCAGUACCCCGCCUCCAGGCUCCAGCGUCUCCUGCGCAGCGCCUGGCCGCUCGUCACCACACACCUGGACCGUCUGCCGCCCCCCACACACACAGAGAACAACAACUGGGGAACAACCGGGCCGUUAGUGGAGAGUGAGUGGGGUAGGACCGCGGGCAGGACGGCAACGGAUGGAUUAAUAGAUACGGUGAUAGAUAGUGUCGCUGAUGUGAUGUAUGGUGAUCAGUUAGAGGCGGGAGGGGGAGAGGAGGGGGGGGCACAGGCACCAGCACGUGCAUCAGCAAGGCUGGAGACAGCACAGACACAUAGUGGGGUCGCGUGCCGGGUGGCUGUGGGCGAGCGGCGGCCGGCCGUGCGGGGCGGGGGGGGGGGGAGGUCUCCCAGCGCGGGUGCGGGGGCGGCGGCGGCGGCGCGAGGGCCGCGGGGGGCGCAGCGCCGGUCGCCAUUGGUCUGCGCGGGUCCGCCCCGCGCGUCCCAAAAAAAAACCUCGGAAAAAAGCGUGCAGCGCGCGGCAGUGGCUCACGGACGCGCUCGGUGGGCGGACGCUCGCGUGCCUGGAGACACGGCUCGCUCUCCGACCGGCGGCUGCGGCCGCGUCAUGCCCGCGCUGGCCCUGCGCGACCAGCCCCAGCCGCUCGACUGCUCCAUGCGCCUGCGCGAGCCUCCAGCCUGGCCUCCGCCGCGCGCCCGCACGCACGUGUCGGGGCGCGGUGACGUCAGCGGCUUCUUCAACACACAAAUGAUGCUCGACCUUAACGAGGAGUCUGGCGACCUCAUUAAGUCUCCAUCGCCUCCACCCAGCCACGAUGGGUCCGCGAGCGGGGAAGGCGAGGGCGAGGCUAGUGGAGACGAGGGCGUCCCGGCGGCAGCAGCGGCCCGCGCCCCCCACCGCCCGCCGUCCUCCUCCUCCCCCUGCCCCUCCUCCGCCGCCUCCUCCGCCGCCACGGCCGCCGUGCUGGUGAGUCUGCUCCGAGACCACCACUACCUCUCCCCGAGUGCCGCUGGUGCCGGCAAUGCUCUGGCCCAACUGCAACAUUUAUUGCUUACACAACAUGGUGCACACUCUCUACUUUUACAUACGCAAGUGCAGCAGGCCGUUGCGCAGGCAGCAGCACAACAGCUCCAGCAACUUCAAGCGAGAGCCAACGCUGGAGCACCAACUGUCGACACUCGUUCCCCGUCUCCGCGUGGCUCUCCGCCUGGUGCAGCAGCCUUCUUGACUCCGCUCACGCCAGGUCCGGGACGAGCACGCUCCCCCCAUGCGCAUCACGCGCACGCACAUGCGCACGCGCACUCAUUGCAUGCGCACUCGCCAGUUGCGCAUGCUCAGUCCCAGGCGGGACACUCGCCGCUGCACGCGCACGCGCACAAGCCCCGUGCGCUCGAUCCAGCCGAUGACACAGCCGACCUGGAAGAGCUCGAGCACUUCGCCAAAACAUUCAAACAACGAAGAAUCAAACUCGGUUUCACUCAGGGCGAUGUGGGGCUCGCCAUGGGAAAAUUGUACGGAAACGAUUUCUCCCAGACGACUAUAUCGCGCUUCGAAGCGUUGAACCUCAGUUUCAAGAAUAUGUGCAAACUGAAGCCACUGCUGCAGAAGUGGUUGGAGGACGCGGACUCGUCGCUGAGCGGCGGCGGAGGCGGAGCGUCCCUGGGCGCCGGCCUGGCCGAGGCUGUGGGGAGACGCCGCAAGAAGCGCACCUCCAUAGAGUCAGGAGUCAGGGUCGCGCUCGAGAAAGCUUUCCUCCACAAUCCGAAACCGACCAGCGAAGAAAUAUCGGCGUUAGCCGACAGUCUCUGUAUGGAGAAGGAAGUAGUACGCGUUUGGUUUUGCAAUCGUAGACAGAAGGAGAAGCGUAUAAAUCCACCCGCAGGCGAGGCGGGCGGAGCGUCAUCUCCGGGUGGCGGUGGGUCGUUGUUGCCUCUGUCUCACCCCCUGGCGCACGCUCUGCCUGCGCACGCGCACGCACACGGCCACGGCCACGGCCUGCAGCACGCGCACGCGCACCCCGCCGCCGCAGCACACGCCGCCCUGCAGGCUGCGGCGCUGCAGCCGCUGGCUCUCCUCGCGCGCCCCCCACGCGACUGA